Anguilla rostrata (American eel) is the source of this 1976-nucleotide messenger RNA. RefSeq names its product BCL2 interacting protein 3 (gene bnip3). NCBI's taxonomy places the organism in Eukaryota, Metazoa, Chordata, Actinopteri, Anguilliformes, Anguillidae. The record is from RefSeq and is a predicted model, not a curated record. Gene Ontology annotation, biological process: positive regulation of apoptotic process; mitochondrial outer membrane permeabilization. The coding region runs from base 186 to 809 and encodes 207 amino acids. The transcript is spliced from 6 exons. Gene Ontology annotation, cellular component: mitochondrial envelope; nuclear envelope; nucleus.
UGCCAUUGUUUGCACUGCGCCCCAUAUUGCCCCUCCAGACAGUGCAGCAACGGGAUUGAAUUGUCCUUGUUAAAAAAAAAAUAAUUUUUAAAAAGCAUCAACAUAUUGCAUGUUGUGAGCUUGCUUGCUACGUUCAUGCGUGGACGAACUGGUUAGUAAGAUAGCUAUACUGAAACGUCAGUAUCAUGUCUACUGAGAAACAAAACAGUCCCGUGGAAAAUUUGCAGGGCUCCUGGGUUGAGCUGCACUUCCAAAGCAACAGUAGCAACAGCAGUGGCAAUGGCAAUGGCAGUGGCAGUGUUGGCCACCACGGAGGGGAAGAGCAGGUGCCAGCCUCCGCUCACAGCGGGGACGUGGAGAAGAUGCUCCUGGAUGCACAGCACGAGUCUGGCAGGAGCAGCUCCCGGGGAAGCCUGCCUUGCGACAGUCCUACAAGAUCCCAGACUCCUCUGCAUCUAUGCAGAGGCUCAGAGGUUCAAAGUGCAGGAGAGAAGAAUAGUUCUCAGUCUGAGGAAGAUUUUCUUGAGAGAAGACAAGAGGUCGAGAAUAUAAUGAAGAAAAAUGCUGACUGGAUCUGGGACUGGUCGAGUCGACCCGAAAACCUUCCACCCAAAGAGUACCUGCUCAGGCACCCGAAACGUUCGAGCGCCCUCAGCAUGCGGAACACCAGGGUCAUGAAGAAAGGGGGGAUUUUCUCCUCCGAAUUUCUGAAGGUGUUCCUGCCUUCGCUGCUCAUAUCGCACUUACUGGCUGUAGGCCUCGGGAUCUACAUUGGAAGACGUCUAAGCGUCUCUGCCAAUACCUUCUGAGGAAGAUUAUGCCACCGCCGUCAGACGCCACCAUCGCUUGCAGCUUGCCGUGCCACACGCUUCCUAGAUGUAUAAAGGCAGGGUCAUGUGAUGCCUCCUCCGCGCUCCACCCCCUGCCCUCCCGCCCUCCGCAUUUCGGCAGAAGGAGGCAGACCUUCUGUACUCCUGUGAAUUCCGUUCAAUUUCUUCCUGUUCUCCGAGCCGCUUUAAAUACGCACCACCGCAAAUAGCAGACUCUUCCGUGCUUUCAUAUCUGCAAGAGACUACUUUGAAGCACCGUCAUUUGCUACUUCGUUUUAGCACAGAGAUGUUGAGCCUAGAUAUGAAUGGCGAGUUGAUGCAGUUGUGAUUUCACUGUUUUGAUUGCACAAGGGCAGGGAAAAAAGAUAAUUCACUACUAUGAAGUUGUGUCUCCUUCGUGGGAGGGGAAAAUGAGUUGCACGUUCUUAAACAGAGUAAUGCUGUGGGGAGGAGAGGAACAAUCCCAUUACUUGGGUUUGAUAUCUAGUUAUGUUGGGCAGUAAAAACAGAUGACCAAACUGCUCAUCAGAAACGGCACACCUGCUAUCAUUUCCAGUACUAAUUGCUACAGUUGUUGUUUCUACCCAAAAUGCAAGGGACUAAGCAUCAUUGUGUUUUUAGAGUUAGAUUUGCAGUAGGGAGCAUUACGUUGCGUGAACAAUAUUAUGAAACUAAUCCUCUUCUUGCUUUACAGCUGUUGUGAUACACUAUGAUCUUUUAAACUAAAGAGUUAUCUGUGUUCAGAUUUUAUUUGUAAAAUGUCAGGGUACUGAAUGAGGAUUGUGUGCAAUAUGUAAAAUAUAUUAAUGACACAUUCACAUGGCACUUUAUAGUAGUGCUGUCAUCACAUUGUCUGUAUAGCUCUGUAAAUAAGAACAUGUGUAACACUGGAAUUUAAGACCGGCACAUUUUCAGAAUAGUUUAGGACUUAAGCCACUGGAAAAAGAUAGUAAGAAAUGGUUGUGCUUUAAAUACCUAAAUGUGUUCAGCUAAAUACUGCACGUGAAGUGCUGAACAUACCACAUGCUCAUGAAAAAAGUUUGAGGACUUAAUAUACGUAAUAUAUGUAAUGUUUCAUGGAAUUGUCAGAGCAUGGGCAAUGUAACACAUAACAAAUGAAUCAAAUAAAUGAAAUGUAUAAACUGA